This is a messenger RNA of Osmia lignaria (orchard mason bee), 3198 nucleotides long. RefSeq names its product ubiquitin domain-containing protein 1. The record is from RefSeq and is a predicted model, not a curated record. Gene Ontology annotation, molecular function: protein binding. Lineage: Eukaryota; Metazoa; Arthropoda; Insecta; Hymenoptera; Megachilidae.
UAUAGGAAGAACAAUUAUGUGAAAUGUUUGGUUACACCAGCCACCUAGGAUGGGAGGCUGCAUAGGUAUAACGAGGGCAAGAAACGCCUCCGUUGACGAUACUACGGGAAAUUCCACAAGAGUAAAUUCAGGAAAUUCAAGAAAAAAUCAUCCACUAUGUCAUGAAGUAAUCAGGUGGAAAUCAGAUGUACCAUUGACAGAGGGUCAACUCAGAAGUAAAAGAGAUGAAUUUUGGGAUACUGCACCUGCAUUUGAUGGACGUAAAGAAAUAUGGGAUGCUUUAAGAGCUGGAGCAAUUGCAGCAGAAGCGCAGGAUUAUCAGUUAGCACAGGCUAUAUUAGAUGGAGCUAAUAUUUCUGUGCCAAAUGGUUUCUUAACAGAAUGUUAUGAUGAAUUGGGAACUAGAUAUCAGGUCCCUAUUUAUUGCUUAUCAUAUCCAAUUAAUAUUGUGAAAGAGGAUAGUGGAAGGGAUUCACCUGCUGACUGUUCAGAACCCAUUGAUAGUGGAGUUGAACAGACAUUAAAACUCAGAUUAUCUACUACAUUAGGUGAAGUCAAAUUGCCUGUUUAUAGCAAAGAUACUAUUGCAGUUGCUAAAAAAAAAUUACAGAGUCAAGAAGGUUUAGAACCAUCACGGCAAAGGUGGUUCUUUGGUGGCAAGUUAUUAGGUGAUAAAAUGCAUAUAGAAGAAGCAAAGAUACAACCAGGUUAUGUAAUACAAGUAAUUGUAAAUCCAGAAAAACUGGAUGACAGUCCAGUGAAAACAAGCUGAACUACUGUUAUACAAGAUACAAGUUGCAUUAAACCAUAUUUUCUGAUGAGCACAUUCUUACACACAUACCCAAGUAAGAAUACUUUUUUUUUUAAUUUUAUAUCUUGUCAUUGUUAAGAAUAGAAUAAAAUGCACUUACAGCAUAAAUUUCAUGAUAUACAUAUAUAUAUGUAUAUGUAUAUGUUUUUCUCAUAAUAUACAUGUAUAUAUAUACAUAUAUGUUAUAAUAAUUAGAUACUAUUGUGUUAAAAUUGUGGGUUGUGAUUAUUUAAUUUUUGCUAAUUUAUACUAGAUCAGAAAAAAUAUGCUGCUAACUAAAAAUAAAUUGCUACAAACGUCUAAUUACAAUCAAUUUUAACAUUAACACAUACGCAGAUAAGAUAGACAAAAAAUUGGCUAACGUAUCACAUUUAAUUCAAGACAGAAAUGUUAUAAAUUUAUUUGUUAGUACCAACGAAGGUGCUGGUGCUGUAACAAUUGAAAAACAAAGUAAACAUGUAGAAAAUUAUUUAUGCUGCUUAUUAAACCAUGUUGCAUAAUUAUAUAAGAAGUAAGUAAUACACUUAAAAAAAUUAUAACAAUAAUAAUAAUAUUAAUAAGAGAAUUACAUAAAUAUUGAAUAUAAAAACACAAUGGACAAUAGUGAAAAAGGAACAAAGUAUAUACUGCUUGUUACAAUACAUUUUCAUUUCAUUUUUUCUUUUUUUAAAUACAUUUCAUGUUCGAAAUUUUUUUACAUUUGUAGUAAUUAAUUUUAAUUUUGAUUGAAAAGCAGUUACUACUGCUUUUUGUUACACUCUUCAAUGAUAUAUAGAUUUUUGGUAUCUUUUCUUUUGGUAAAUUCUCGAAAUUUUUGUGAAUGUAUUAUGAAUGUUUAUAGGACGUAAGUUUGCAUUGUUUGGUAAAAAUGUCUUUGGUCUAUUAAAGGCCUAAAGUUUACGAUUCCUUCCUAUAAGUACUAAUAAGAUAUUGUAUUGUAAGAUCUAUACAGUUGAAUGAUGCACAGAGGAAAAAAAAACAUAAGACUAAUAUUGAAUUACAUGUGGUGCAGAAUUUAUAAUUUUUAUACAAUUUUAUCAGUACUAUCACUUUCACAUUCGUGUUAUUUGUGCUUAUGAUAAAAUGAUCAACACAGUAAAAUAAGUACUACUAAUUUAAUUUAAUGGCACUUAAUUCUUACUUCUGUCCCACAUGUUAUAUAAAAAGAUGGUCUAAAAUAUAAUUAUACAAAAUGACAUAUUAUAAGUGUGAAUUUAUUGAUUGUACUAACACAACAGUGAUAAAGUUUGUUUACAUAUGCAUUGAUCGUAAAAUUAUAAUAUAUAAUAUUGCGUGUGCGUGUAUGUUUAAUACGUAAUACAUAGAAAUAUAUCGGUAUGGAGAUAUAUACGUUGGUUCCACUAUUCUCAAUUUGAGUGUCAAAACAAAAGUAUUUAAUCUUAUAAAUAACUUAUUUAUAAAUUGGGUAAUUACGCGCAAUUUAAAGUAAUACAAUAAUUGGAAGCAAUUGUUAAGAGUAUGAACAUCAAAGUGUAUGAAACCCUGUUCAUAUAACAAGAAAAGAAAACAGUUUCAUAUUAUCUAUUAUGCAUUUGUUUGAUACACAACCAAAAGCAGUGUAACUAAAUGUUGCAUCUCUUUUGAAUUUAUAAAUUUAAGAGUUUUAUAUAUACCAUUCUUGUAUCUUUAUUGUGUUCACAAACUAUAGUUUCUUUACACAAAGAAAGAUGAUGUCUUAUUAUUGUAAUAUGUAAUGAUAUAUCAACAAUAUGCAAUCAAAUGAUAUUUUGGUUUUUCUCACCAUAUGAUUUCUUUGGUGAAGCAGUACCAUCGAUUAAAGUAUUAUUUUACAUGUUCUGUAAGUUCACAAUACACCAAUGGGAAUGGUAAUACCGCAUUUAUGAAAACGCAUUCGUUACCAGAAACUAAUUAAGACAUACAAUCGUUACUGGAAUGACAAAUUCUAUCAGACUGAUAUUAGUUUUGCAAUAUAGGAUUUGGGUUAUCUGCAAUAUACUGAAAGAGACUGCAUUUUAAGUUCUUUUUGAUUGAUAUUCAAACAGUACAGAAAGAUUAUUUUGUGUAUAGUAUCAAUUAAAUUGUAUGUUUUUCGUGCAUAUUCAUACAAAGAUUUUAAUAAUGUUGUGUUUUUCUUAAGUGAUAUAAUUUUUAUAUGUAUGAGUGAUAAAAUACAUUUUUCUUGAAUACUCAUGUCCAUGUAAUAUUGAACAAGAAAUGUGAUGCGGCGCGAUUGCUAUAUUACAAAGUGAAAAUAUGACGAGUGUACAUAAAAGCGUUACAAUAACGAAAGUGCAAUUCAAAACGCCUAUUAAAUGUUGCUACUGCUUAAUAUUAAUAUUGCUAUGUUGGACCAAUGCGUACAAGGCGUUUAAAAAAAAAAAAAGAAAUGAAAGAAUGACUGAUUG